UAUGAUGGUGGCAAGCCGACGGGGCCCAUCUGCAAGAAGUGCGACGACAAGCGCGCCACCUACAUCCCCUGGCUGCCCGACGCCAACGCCUCGGUGCAGGCCUUGACGGACUACCCCAACCUGAAGCAGAACCUCGCGAACGUGCCCUCCCAGAUAACCUUGCCGCCCAAGUGCAGGAACUUCGAAUGCGAGGACAUGGUCGUGACGAGGUUCAUGUCGGCGACUGUCAGCAGGGAGUUCCUCUUCCUGACCGAGUCGGAGGUGAAAGAUCUAUCAAACAAGACCAUCAAGAGGCUGAAGAUCACAGAGUAUACUGGCCACAUUGACAUCGACGAGCCGCACUUCCUGGUGAUUGAUGAUAUCGGCGGCCCGUCCUUGACUGCGCAGUACCAGAAGAUCAAGAUCGACAUGGCGCAGCAGGUCAGUCGCAAGGAGACUCCUAUCACGAGGGCGGCGCAUUGUAUCCCUGAGCAGGUCGACAUCGCUUGGGAUUCUGAGUACAAGAAGUUCUGGGACAGCCUCAAUCACUUGCAGAAGGUGACGGAGACGGCGAUGAUGAAGACGGUAUGUCACCAGCAGCUCCAGUUCCUCGCGCGCUUUCGUCGGCGGCUCUGCCCAGCCCCAUCUAGCGCCCCAUGCCGACGCCAGCAGAACACCGCAGCCUUGUCGGCAGACGCCUUGCGCAGCCACUGCGAGAGCGGGCGCCCUUCCCCGUGUCCGUCGCCGCCGAUGUCGUGCGUGAGGGGUGGAGCUGGCACCGUGGUAUCUGCGCGCGGUUCGGAUGCCGGUUCGAAUAUUGGCACCGACGAUCGGUUUGACGGUUGCCCCGCAGAGACGUCUUUACAGUUCGCAUGCUGGAUCCAGAAGAACGACAUCAGCUCGGUGCUGUGCGGCGUGAGCUUGGGGAGAGCCGAGACGCAGGCAUAUGCGCUUCUGACCAAGCAUGCCAACUCCAAGCACUACGAGACGAACCACAAGCUGUUGAAGAACCACAUGGCGUUGGUGGAGAAGGCGAGACAGCUGCGACCGUUGCGGUUGAGGGUUAUCGACCAGCAGGCUCACGAUGACCUCAAGGCGCUGAAGGCUGCGAGCGUCGUGUUCCCCCUGAAGCUACAGGAGAAGCUGUGGACACUCGCUGCUCAGCGCCACUGGGAGGAGGUGAAGGUCCAGCACGACCCGACGCAAUCCCUUGUUGAUCUCUACAGCUUCUGCAAGCCCUACGUGUAUGUGGCCGCCGAUGCAGGAGUGCCAGCGGACGAGGUGCCAGAUAUGUCAUUCGAUCCGUUGAGGCCCAUGUUGGUGGAGAUGGAUUCGGACCCAGAUUCCAAGAUCCUCCUAUUCGUGGAUUGGUUCAUUAGUGACGUGUUCUGCGGCGUGCUCCUGAGCGGGGAGUCUGGCGUCGACCUUGCGAGGUCCUUCGUGUGCGCGCUGAUCCCGAUGCUCAAGCAGGACUGGAAAGCCCAGAGGAUUCCAUCGAAGCACAUCCCCCUGGUCUACGAGCUCAUGCUUGCAUUCAAGGUCGUCGAAGCUUGCGUUUGUAGCACCCCUUCCAUCGACGUCAUUCAGCAGAACGAGCUCGCGGACGAGCUCAAGGAUGCGGCUCAGGCCAACGCGGGGUCGCUCAGUGCCAGGGCAUGGCGCGCCAUGGCCACGACCAACUUCUACCAGCAGAAGAUCGAGGACAUCAAGGAGCACCAGGAGAAGUCAAGCAAGUACGCCGAUGCUGUCAACCACCACCUCGCAGAGCUUUCAAAAUACAGCGCCAUGGACACAUCCACGGUUCUCGGUAACUUCGUCGACGCGGUCACUUGGGUUAAGGAGUGUUUGAUUCAGUUGCCUAAGUGGGAGCUUGCUUUCCGCCAGGGCACGUUUGACGAUUUCUCGAAGCAGUGCAAGGUCAUCAUCAAAAGAAUAUGCACGGCGUACAAUGGAGCUACAGACGAGUUCAAGACAGACAAGUGCACUAUGCUGCAGGAGUUCACGGACGCGGCUAGCGCGCUCUGGCCGUACGGUGAUUUCAUCGCCGACCAGUCUGAGAAGGCCAAGAGUGUCAUGAGCGCCGCCCAUGACAAGAAGCGUGCGGGUAUGUUGUCAGCGGCACUUGACGCGGUGUACAACGACGCCGACGGGUUGAAUAUGGUCACGGACGAUGAUGCGACAGUGUUGAAGACAGCUUGCUCGGAGGUGGUCGGCGUCGAUCUCCCCCGCAUGCUCAGCAAAAAAGUCCACGUUGUCUUCGCGCAGAUGUUCUCGGCCUUGGCCGAGCACGCGAUCAGGUCGACAGACGUCCACCCCAUGCAGGACAGCAUCAUAAUGGCAAUGGUCACGUUGGCUUCUACGCGAGAUGCAGACGUGCAGAAGCAGUGGAAGUGCCUCGUCGCAGUCGCCAGGUUCAGCCUCGCGGCCGCCACAACCAUCCCGACGUUCAACAGCCUUGGCGAUAACGACGAUGCGAAGAUCAAGAACCCCAGCUGCAAAGAUGUCGUGCUUGACAUUUUCUCCAAGGUCGAUGGCUUCCGCAGCUCGGUGAGGCAGUGCGGGAAGCUGGGCGCGCACGAUUUCGACGAAGAGCACGAGCGCGGCCUCGCCGAUAUGAUUGAUCUGAUUCACGGGAAGGCAAAGAAGAUUGCCGAGGACUAUUGCGCCCAGGGGGAGGCCGAGCUGCAGGCCGCCCGCGUUGAGUGUGCGAAGAUCGCGAAGGGUGGCGAGGAUGGUGCAUCUUGGUCCGCUCAUGUCGCUAACAAGGCAUGCGAGGCGGUGGCGAAGCACGCCAAGACGACGCUGCCGACCAAGGAUCUGAGUUUCUACGAGGGCUUCCACGAGAAGCUGACGAAGGGCGAGCAGGAGUACGCUGCGUUGUGCAGCGAGCUGGCCGCCCAUCCAGAUGCCGAGUUCCAGGCCGGGGUCAAGGCGACUACCAAGAUCAUCGGGAUCACGAUCUGCGAGCACGAGCUCGCAGUCUUCUUCCAGAAGCGCUGCGCCAAGGUGGAAUCGCACGAAAAGGUCUCGGCGAUCGGCGCGAAGUUGGGCACGGUCGGUGCCGAUUUCGACGCCCUCGUGCAGGGCUUCGCGAAGAAAUUCAAGGCGGCCAUCGCCUUCGACUGA
Prorocentrum cordatum is the source of this 3105-nucleotide messenger RNA. NCBI's taxonomy places the organism in Eukaryota, Dinophyceae, Prorocentrales, Prorocentraceae. The record is from the annotation of a GenBank genome assembly.